Messenger RNA from Cynoglossus semilaevis (tongue sole), 1823 nucleotides. Its product is annotated as Y-box-binding protein 2-A. Bases 232 to 1179 code for a protein of 315 amino acids. NCBI's taxonomy places the organism in Eukaryota, Metazoa, Chordata, Actinopteri, Pleuronectiformes, Cynoglossidae. The transcript has 10 exons. The record is from RefSeq and is a predicted model, not a curated record. Gene Ontology annotation, molecular function: nucleic acid binding.
CAACCAGACUUCCUUGCCGUCUUUACCUGUUCACCUGUCCAUUUCCCUCACAAUUGCCCGAGACUCUCAUCCAAUCAGGAGGCAGCUUAUGCACCUGCGAGGACCAAUGAGGGCGCGGCCUGAGCCCUGCAGCGGGAGGGGAUGUUGGGAUAAAAACUUAACCGUGCUCUUCAGAGAAGUUUCGGGACCAGCAGAGGGAGGAGGGGACCAAGAAGUGAACCGACAGCGAGAAUGAUCGACCCCGAGGUGCAGAGCGCUCCACGGUCGGCAGAGGCUGUGGAGGAGGAGAAGCCGCAGCAGGAGAAGAAAGUGAUAGCCAGUCUAGUUCAAGGCACAGUGAAGUGGUUCAACGUUCGUAAUGGCUAUGGCUUCAUAAACAGAAAUGACACCAAAGAAGAUGUGUUUGUUCAUCAGACUGCAAUCAAGAAGAACAACCCUAGAAAGUUCCUCCGCAGUGUUGGGGAUGGAGAGAUUGUCGAGUUUGAUGUGAUUGAAGCUGCCAAGGGAUCAGAAGCAGCCAACGUGACCGGCCCUGGAGGUGUUCCAGUCAAAGGGAGCCGCUACGCACCCAACAAACGCCGCUUCCGUCGACGGUUCUUCCCUCGUAGCCCUCGACCCGGUGACCAGGACAGACCUGCUGAUGGCCAAGUUCCGGCCGAAGGCGAGGUAUCAGGGGAGAGCAACGGAACGCGACCACCACAGCGCAGACGCAGGCCCUUCAGACCACGACAGAAUAUACAAGAUGGUGACUCCACAGAACAAAAGAAUGGAGAAGCAGAAGGCGAACAAGUGCAGCGGCUGCCACGGCGCAGAUUUUGGCGUCCUUAUCGGAGACCGUUCAGGCCUCGGCCAAAAUCGGAUCAGACUGGAGAGGACCAAGCAGCAGCUCCAGAGCACAGUCAGGAGCAGGAGGAGUUGAAACCAAGGGAGGCCUCCGAAGGCCCACAGACCAAUGGAGAAGUCGGUGAGGCUCAGAAACAACGGCGCCAGAUGAGACCACGCAGACAAAGAAACUCUGAGUCGUCUGCUUCAAAAAAUGACACUGAAAAGUCUGCAUCAGAACCUGGGACCAUGCCUCAGAAUUCAAAAUCAGCUGACCCAAAGUCUACACCUAAAUCUCCUAAAGCACCAAAGUCACCUGAGCAGGUCAUCCCAGCAUCGGCAGAGUCGCAUCAAUGAGAUGACAGUCGUGUGACCCUUGGCAAGAGGUCCUUGGGUUGGAGGACUGGACCUAUUUCAGAACACAUGCACUGCUCUCCCCUCUCCACACUCCCCCCAUCCUCCAACCCAUUUCAUCUCACUGUCGUCCCCUCGGACCCUCCCUCCCUCAUUUUGUGUUGUUGUCAUUCCUCAACUUUCGAUGUAUGCAGAGGGAUGGAAUAGGAUGAGGAAAUGGUUUGCUUGUGGGUGUAUUAAUAAAAUUAGAAUUAAGAAAUUAAAAAAAAAAAAACAUCCUUAAAUACUUGCAUACAUCUGCUUAGAAGCCCAGUUAUUCUGUACCCCCUUUUUGAAAACAGUUUUUCUUUGACAUUUUGCGCCAUCACAUUGUGUAAAGGAACCAGCCUUGAUUUUUAUUUGAUAUUUUUGGGUUGAAGAGGGGGGAACCAAGCAGAUGAGGUUGGUGGUGCAUCAUGGGAGUCAGUUAAGUUGUUGACACCUUGGCAUGUUGAACAUGCUACUCCCUUUAUUGUCCUUGGUUGAGGAUAUGUUGAAAAUAAUCUUUAUUUCUGUUUUACUUAUUUGUGUAUUUGUGUUUUUCUCUGGAGGGGAUAAUGUGCAAUGUUGUUGUGUUAAAGUGCAAAUGAAUAAAUUGUGUUCGCAAA